Messenger RNA from Musca vetustissima, 1689 nucleotides. RefSeq names its product furin-like protease 2. The annotation marks the transcript as partial. Gene Ontology annotation, cellular component: trans-Golgi network; Golgi membrane. The record is from RefSeq and is a predicted model, not a curated record. NCBI's taxonomy places the organism in Eukaryota, Metazoa, Arthropoda, Insecta, Diptera, Muscidae. Gene Ontology annotation, molecular function: serine-type endopeptidase activity. Gene Ontology annotation, biological process: protein processing. The transcript is spliced from 5 exons.
AUGAAUUUAUAUCAUAAUCCAAACAACGAUGAUGAAUGUGACAAUUCAAUAUCAUCCCAAUGUGAAAUCAACACCAAAAAUGUCACUUCCACUUCGAACAACAUCAUCGCCACCACCACCGCCACCAACCGCUGUGGCACUGCAAUUCUUCCCUCACACAUUUGGCAAUGUGAAAAGAAAAUGACAACAGCAACAAAUGUGAACGUGAAUUUUCAAAAUGGCAAACUAUCAUCACAGAGUCAGGCGUUGAAACGACAAGCCCGUUCUGCCACUGUGAGUUGGGCCAUGUCAGCAUCAUCAAUGACAGCGGAGGGUAGUGAUGAGGCAUCAUCCACCACCUCCUCCCACUCUUUACACAAUGGCAAUGCUGAUGAUGACGAUGCCACUGCUUCGACAUUUGCUCGUAAAUUGUAUCACAGUAAUACCUGCCCGGAAGAAAAGAAAUUGCUAGUGAAUACAGAAGCAGCAGCAGCCACAGUCAGUGCAGCAACAUCAUAUAUCCAUCAAACCCAAAAGUGGCGCGAAAGACCCCGGGGGCGAUAUCCAACUACCAGUAAGCAGAUGAUGUUAGUUAUAUUGCCCAGCGUAUUGGCUGUACCAAGCCUGGAUUUGCAGCACCAACACCACCCACAACAACAGCAACAACCUAAUGCAUUGCCUUUCCAUGAAGGUAAACUAGUAAAGACCAAUAGCAACAAUAACUACAACAAUGCAGCCACCUCAACCACCACCGGUAAUAAAGCAGCAACAACGACAUUAGCAGGAGCAACAACAGCAAUUAGUCAACAUGUAAAUAGUAGCAAUAAUUACCAGAAUAGCAGCAACAGUCGCCACAACAACAACAAUAGUGACAACGACCUGUACAUAACCUCAAAUGAUAUGAAUGCUACCAAUUCGGCUGUUAAGAUAAUCCUAAAUGAUUAUAGCGAUGCCUUCUCACAAAUAAUCAAUAAUGAAAAUGAGCAACAACGUCAGCAACAGCUGCACCACACUGGCCAUCAAAAUUCCACAAGUCCUGCUGCUGAUGAUUAUUUAUUACAAUUUCAUGACGAUUUGUUAGAUAGUUUCCGCGGUACACACAGUCUGCCCCGCCAACCAAUGUAUACGAAUGAAUUUGCUGUGCAUAUUCCCGCUGGACCAGAAAUGGCUGAUCUAAUUGCAAAUAGAUAUGGUUUUACCAAUAUGGGUCAGAUUGGUGCUUUAAAGGAUUAUUAUCUCUUCCAUCAUAAACAUGUCUCAAAGCGAUCCCUUAGAACCAGUGAUGAACACCAUAAAGCCUUAAAUUCGGAACCAGAGGUCCGAUGGAUCCAACAACAACACGAGAAAAUUCGUCAGAAACGUGAUGGUUCCUAUUCCUCGCUACCCGGUUAUAGUCCCUAUGAUAUAUUACGUCAAACGACUGCUUUCGGUGGUAGUUUACCCUCGUUGCAUGUAAUGACCGGACCCGAUACCGCGUAUCGUAAUGGGUUAACACGUGCUCCACGCAUACAAUAUCGUGAUGCUGGACCACAUACAAUUUUCCCUGAUCCCUUGUUCAAGGAACAAUGGUAUUUGAAUGGUGGCGCCAAAGACGGUUUGGAUAUGAAUAUUGGACCCGCUUGGCAAAAAGGUUAUACGGGCAAGGGUGUUGUUGUCUCCAUAUUGGACGAUGGCAUACAGAAGAAUCAUCCUGACCUUGCACAAAACUAU